AUGGCCGAAAUCCGAAGAAAACUUGUCAUUGUCGGCGACGGUGCAUGUGGCAAAACGUGCCUUCUGAUCGUAUUCUCAAAGGGUACCUUCCCAGAGGUAUAUGUACCCACUGUGUUUGAAAACUAUGUCGCCGACGUAGAAGUAGAUAAUAAACGGGUUGAGUUAGCGCUAUGGGAUACAGCAGGUCAGGAGGAUUACGACAGACUUCGUCCCCUCUCAUAUCCCGACUCGCACGUUAUUCUAAUUUGCUUUGCGGUUGAUUCGCCCGAUUCCUUGGAUAACGUUCAGGAAAAGUGGAUUUCAGAGGUAAUGCACUUUUGCCAAGGACUCCCAACUCUUCUAGUGGGAUGUAAGAAGGAUUUGAGAUUUGACCCCAAAACAAUUGAAGAGCUCCGCAAGACUUCUCAAAGGCCAGUUACGCCCGAAGAGGGUAUGGCUGUGGCUCAAAGAAUUGGAGCGUACAAAUACCUAGAGUGUUCAGCUAAGACCGGAGAUGGAGUCCGUGAAGUGUUUGAACAUGCUACACGUGCAGCUUUAUUGACUAGACCCCGUCGAAACAGGAAAAAUUGUUUCUUCUUUAAGAUGCAUAGGGGGAGAAAAGGAGUCAAGGAUAGGAAGUGCGAUGUCUACGAUAAUAUAAGGGUAAUACCAAGAACUUCUGGAAAUAGUAAAAUCUUGUUGGAAGCUUCGAAGUUGCAAACUAUUCUUGGAAGGCAGCAGAUACAGGGGGAAACAAUUGAAUAUGCUGAUUCAAUCUACAUUGAAGAGGAAAUCAUGAUUCACAUGAAUCUGGUUUCGUCUAGCAAAAUUAUUGCUCAUAUCGAUGGAAGUCUCUGUUGCCCUAAUUCGAUAUUCAAAGAGUCUCGUGACCAAGGAACCAAUAUUCUUCGGCCGAAUCUCAAUAGCGAUCCCGCCGGUUUCUCCCUGCUCAUACUACAAACGCCUGCUGCGUUGCCGCAGCCGCAGCAGCGUUUGUUCACUGAUUGA
Messenger RNA from Paraglomus brasilianum, 987 nucleotides. The record is from the annotation of a GenBank genome assembly. Lineage: Eukaryota; Fungi; Glomeromycota; Glomeromycetes; Paraglomerales; Paraglomeraceae.